Agrilus planipennis (emerald ash borer) is the source of this 635-nucleotide messenger RNA. RefSeq names its product DET1 homolog. NCBI's taxonomy places the organism in Eukaryota, Metazoa, Arthropoda, Insecta, Coleoptera, Buprestidae. The transcript is spliced from 3 exons. Gene Ontology annotation, biological process: protein ubiquitination; positive regulation of proteasomal ubiquitin-dependent protein catabolic process. Gene Ontology annotation, cellular component: nucleus; cullin-RING ubiquitin ligase complex. The record is from RefSeq and is a predicted model, not a curated record. The coding region runs from base 3 to 584 and encodes 193 amino acids. Gene Ontology annotation, molecular function: ubiquitin-like ligase-substrate adaptor activity; ubiquitin protein ligase binding.
ACAUGAUAGAAAGUAAAGUUUUGGCUAUAUAUGAAAACACAUCAAGGGAAUUAUUAGAAUUAUUUGAAAAUUUUUGUGACUGCUUCAGGAAUGCUAGUAUUUACACUGGUACACAAUUUACUUGCAGUCCUUCUAACAAUCUGUAUGCCAGACUUCAACAACACAGGUUUAAACAGACUAUAGUUAGUGCUAAAUUCGGUGGGAAAACCGAGGCAACAAAAAGACUACUUGCUCAACUACCAAUAAGUGCUCAAUCAUACAGCAGUUCUCCGUAUUUAGACCUGUCUUUAUUUAGUUAUGAUGACAAAUGGGUAUCAGUAAUGGAGAGGCCAAAAGCUUGUGGGGAACACCCAAUUAGAUUUUAUGCUAGAGAUUCGGGCUUUUUAAAGUUUCGUAUUUAUGCGGGAAGUACAGGAAGACCAAGUACAACACCUGCUAGAAGAUUGGUAGCUUUUACUUUUCAUCCAACUGAUCCGUUUGCCAUUUCAGUACAGAGAACUAAUUCCGAGUACAUUGUUAAUUUUCAUAUACAUUGUAACCCGACUGUUUGCGACCUCUCUGAAGACGUUUUAAGUUUUUUAUAGCAAGCAUAGUGUUACAGAUUUAUGUACGAUAUAUUUUUUUUUCAUUAAAAU